CCUAUAUUCACAGUCCUUAGUUACCCUCUACUCGCUUGUUCCUAACAGGAAAGGCUUCUGUGGUCAAAUGUAUGUGGCCUGUUUGAUUUCCCUGUCAGUCAAUAUCAGGCCAAUAAAAUCUCUCCAUUCUCUGAGGCCUAUCGAGCCAUUGCACUUUUGUUGCCGUGGUCACUUUCUGCAUGCCACAGGCAGCCCAGGUCUCUCUACGACACAACUGUUAUUUUCAACCUCUGGUUUGCCCAGCAAUGAGUUACCACACGUCAAUCGAUAGGAAGACCAACUUGCGUGGUCCAACUGGUCUUACCUGCGUACUUGUCUUUUUUUUGUAAAUGGCAUUACAUUUUAAUGGAGACAAACAGCCCUUUUAGUGAUGUGGCAUUUUGUAGAGAUGGUUGCAAGUGCUGGUGCUUGAGCACUCAUUCUGGUGUGUGUGUGUCAUCCCCACCCCAGAUGGAGAUGUCUGUGGGUCCGGCGGGGGUGACGCGGAGGACUGGGACAUUGAAGAGGACGAUGUGGGGGGGCCUGAGGCAGCAGUGGAAGCUACUGGGCCUGUUUGAGAUUGACCAGCAGCACGAGUUCUACAGCCUCACCUCUAUGAUGAAGGAAGGCCUCUCUGCAGCCGUGCAGACCACCAUCGACAAGCCACCACCGGAUGAAUUGUCAGAAGAUGAUUACAGAUUGGAAGUCACUCAAAUACAUAAGGACUUUAAAAUGGAGACAUUUGCAGGGCCAGUGUUUUCCAGCUUGCGUCGCUCCCUGGGGAUGACAGAAAAGGAGUAUCAGCACUCUCUCUCCUCCGAUGGCUCAUACCUGCAGUUCAUCAGCAACUCCAAAAGCAAGGCUGACUUCUUUCUGACGAACGAUAAGUGUUUUUUCCUGAAGACCCAGAAUAAGAGAGAGGUGAAAUUCCUCUUGUCCAAUCUGAGAAUCUACAUGGAGCACCUAGAGAAGUAUCCCCAUUCACUGCUGGUCAAGUUCUUAGGUGUCCACAGGAUAAACAUUUCCCAUAGGAGGAAGAAGUACUUUAUUGUGAUGCAGAGUGUUUUUUACCCUGACGAUCGAAUCAAUGCCAGGUAUGACAUCAAGGGUUGUGAGGUGAGCCGGUGGACAGACCCUGCCCCUGAGGGUAGCCAGGUUAUUGUUGUCCUCAAGGACUUGAAUUUCAAGGGCCAGUAUAUCACUCUGGACCAGCAGCGGCCGUGGCUGCUCCGGCAGGUGGAGAUUGACACGUCAUUCUUGCAGAGACUCAACGUGCUGGACUACAGCCUCCUGGUGGGCCAUCAGCCCCUGCACCAGGACGAACGCCACCAGGGCCUCUCCUUUGCCACCCUUAUCAUGCGCACAAAAAAGUCAGUGAUCACUGGCUCAAGCCCCACCCAUGCGGGCAUGCCCACUGUUCCAGGGGUGGUCCCAGAGGAAGACUCCACCCUGUCGGUGUCAGAGAUGGAUGGCGGGACAGGAAGUUGCAGCGUUGCCGAGUCACGGGGAGGAAGUGACCCGGGCAGUGCCCUUUCCGGGAGAACCUGUACUGAGCAGCCGGCCGGGUCGGUCACAGAUUCGAUGGUGCUCAGGGACUUCCAGGCCCAGAACCGACGGCUGCUGCCCAACUUCAAGAACCCACUACACGUCAUUGACGGACCGGAGCAUCGCUACUUUGUGGGCAUCAUUGACAUCUUCACUGUCUACAGCUUCAAGAAGAGGCUGGAGCAUUGGUGGAAGAGACUGCGGCACCCAGGGCAGGCCUUCUCCACCGUCAGCCCCACCUCUUACUGCCUUAGGCUCUGCCAGUGGGUACAGGACCACACCAAGUAGACUCAGAAAAAGGGGAGGACGAGGAUGGUUAGUCCCAGUAGCAGGCUGUCUGCCCAAGAACAAACGUUUGCACACACACAGUAGCAGGCUGUCUGCCCAGGAACACCCGUUUGCACACACACAGUAGCAGGCUGUCUGCCCAGGAACACCCGUUUGCACACACACAGUAGCAGGCUGUCUGCCCAGGAACACCCGUUUGCACACACACAGUAGCAGGCUGUCUGCCCAGGAACACCCGUUUGCACACACACAGUAGCAGGCUGUCUGCCCAGGAACACCCGUUUGCACACACACAGUAGCAGGCUGUCUGCCCAGGAACACCCGUUUGCACACACACAGUAGCAGGCUGUCUGCCCAGGAACACCCGUUUGCACACACAGUAGCAGGCUGUCUGCCCAGGAACACCCGUUUGCACACACACAGUAGCAGGCUGUCUGCCCAGGAACACCCGUUUGCACACACACAGUAGCAGGCUGUCUGCCCAGGAACACCCGUUUGCAUGCACGCAACUUGGACACUGACCAGAGACAUGAAGCUAUACUUUUAAAGUGCUGUAAUUUCAGAUUGAUCAAGGAGCAGUUACUUUCAUGUUUCCACAUCUCCAGACCAAAGCUAAAACAAAUAUAAACCAUUAUAUACAAAUAUAAUAUUCACCAUCGCGAAUUCAUGGGUUUCUUUUUCAUAUUCUUUGUUAAGUAAACAAAGAAAAAGGUGCGACAUUUAUAAUCAAGUGCUAUGAAUUAAUUAGCUGAUUUUCGAAAGUAUAAUAGUUUUUUUAAUUGUUGAAGUUCAAUUAGCAAGUGAAUGCUGAAAACCAAAAUAAUUGUACAAAUUUGCCACCUCAUAUGGAUUUUUUUUUUUUUUUUACAAUUCAUUUUUGAAGUGUUUAUACCUGUGCAAUUUUGUUGUAUUUUUAAAAGCUGUGUUUUCACUGUUCAGUUGACCAAGUGAAUAUAUUCUCCCGAUAUGACUGUGCAGUGUGUUUUAUAUAUCAUUAUUUUGUUUGUACUCUUUGUGCAGUCAUGGCAAGGUCAGUAUAAAGGAUUAAUGUUUAAAAGUGAUGACUCACGGCAGUCAUAAAGGUUCUGUUCCCCUGCUCAGACAUUGCUGACGCAUGUCAGAUCUUACAAUGCCUGGAUAAGUAUUUUACAUAUCAGCUAACCACAUCAUAUGUCAUAGCAAUCUGGUGCCCGACUGCACAGUCGAUGACGUGGCAUGCAAUCAUUGGUUGAUGCAUGCAAUGUCUGAACAGGGUAACACAACUUUUAUAAGACUGCCUGGUUCUUAAGAUGACCAACACAUUCUUUAAAGGGAAAGUUCACUUCUGGAAAUUGUAUCUUAUUUUUGACUUACCUAGGGAAGAACCUGGACACCCUAGGUAACACCGUAGGGAAGUUGAAAAUACACAAAAAAUGGUGAACUAUCCCUUUAAUGCCAUGUUGCCUCAAGAGAUAUUACUCACACUGUCUAGUUUUUAUGGUGAAAUGUAGGCUAAAGACUUAGUCUUGCUGUUAGAAAAUAUAACACACAUGUGCUUUAAACCUCUUGAGGUGCUCCAUUCUGUUCCUCACCCUCGACACCCUGUGUCAGUCAGGGAAAUAUGAGGAUUGAUUUUAGGGGUUUUUCACAACUCUGUCUGGGUCUGAAUGUUUGAAAGUAAGGCACUGUAUUUACAUGGUUUACGUUGUCUAGAAACAGAAAUCUAUUCUAUCCAUGAAUAGAAUUGACUUUACAUCCUAUUUGAAUGUAAGAUGUAGCAUAAAAAACAUCCACACAAAGUUGGGGAAAUAAAAUACCCUGAUUGGA
Salmo salar (Atlantic salmon) is the source of this 3618-nucleotide messenger RNA. Its product is annotated as phosphatidylinositol 4-phosphate 5-kinase-like protein 1. Gene Ontology annotation, biological process: phosphatidylinositol phosphate biosynthetic process. The record is from RefSeq and is a predicted model, not a curated record. Gene Ontology annotation, molecular function: 1-phosphatidylinositol-4-phosphate 5-kinase activity. Lineage: Eukaryota; Metazoa; Chordata; Actinopteri; Salmoniformes; Salmonidae. Gene Ontology annotation, cellular component: plasma membrane.